UUGUAAUUGCUCUUCCUUCCUGUGACACAGCCAGAGUCCCCCUACUUCUCCCUCAGAGCUGCUUUCCCCUCCCCUUAUCCCUCCCACGGAGUCAGAGGACACUACAGGAGAGAACUUCAGAGUCUGAUUAGAAGGGCCAGAUCAGCAGCUGAAACAGCCCAAACCAGGAGACAGCUACAAAAUGGCUAAGUGUGAAUUAUGUGGUCCUGGUUACAAGUCGCCUCUUGAUGCAAUGAAAGGUCCACGGGAGCAGAUUGUUUACUUGCCCUGUAUUUAUCGUUCCACUGGCAUAAAUAAGCCUGACUACUUGGCCACUGUGGAUGUUGAUCCUAAAUCCCCAACAUACUCACAAGUUAUUCACCGCCUGCCAAUGCCCAACCUUAAUGAUGAGCUGCACCACAGCGGCUGGAACACCUGCAGCAGCUGCUUUGGAGACCCUUCUAAGUCCAGGAACAAACUGAUCCUACCUUCUCUUGUGUCUUCCCGUGUCUAUGUGAUAGAUGUGGGAACCGCCCCUCGAGCCCCUCGUAUUCACAAGGUUGUGGAGCCGGAAGAUGUGUUCUCAAAGUGCAAACUAGCUAACUUGCACACCUCCCACUGCCUUGGUAGCGGGGAAAUCAUGAUCAGUGCCAUGGGGGACCCAUCAGGAAAUGCCAAAGGUGGUUUUGUGUUGCUGGAUGGAGAGACAUUUGAGGUGAAGGGAAACUGGGAGGCAGAGGGCAAUUUAGCAAAAUUUGGCUAUGAUUUCUGGUACCAGCCACGGCAUAAUGUCAUGAUCAGCACUGAAUGGGGUUCACCCAGUGCAUUUUUGAAGGGGUUUAAUACAGACGAUGUUGCAGCAGGUCACUAUGGACAUAGUUUGAAUGUGUGGGAUUGGACCAAGCAUACUCUUAUACAGACACUGGACUUGGGGCAAGAUGGACUGAUACCACUUGAGAUCAGAUUCCUCCAUAAUCCAGAUGAAGAACAAGGCUUUGUUGGUUGUGCCCUAAGCAGCUCUGUUUUCCACUUCUACAAAGGCAAGGAUGGCAAGUGGGCAGCAGACAAGGUGAUUAAAGUGGAGAGCAAAAAGGUGGAAGGAUGGGCCUUGCAAGAAAUGCCAGGACUGAUCACUGAUAUCCUCUUAUCGCUGGAUGAUCGCUUUCUUUACUUUAGUAAUUGGCUACAUGGUGACAUCAGACAGUAUGACAUCACAAACCCUAAAGAGCCCAAACUGACCGGGCAGAUCUUUCUCUCUGGCAGCAUUGUAAAAGGUGGUAAAGUCAUUGUUAAGGAGGACAAGGAGCUGAAAAUGCAACCUGAACCACUAGUAGUGAAGGGGAAGAAGAUUAAUGGUGGCCCUCAGAUGAUUCAGCUCAGUCUGGAUGGGAGGAGACUUUAUGUGACAACCUCACUGUACAGUGUCUGGGACAAGCAGUUUUAUCCUGAUAUGGUCAAGGACGGCUCUGUAAUGUUACAGGUUGAUGUAGAUACCACAAAUGGUGGUUUGAAGCUUAAUCCAGACUUCCUUGUGGAUUUUGGGAAAGAACCAGAUGGACCUGUUUUGGCUCACGAGUUACGUUAUCCAGGGGGUGACUGCAGCUCUGACAUCUGGAUCUAAGGACAACAACUAGAAAUUCAGAUCACAGCUCCAGUAAUACAUGAGAAAUGUCACAUGCCUGCACCACAUUUUUGCUUUUACUUGGGAACUUUAAAAGGACAUUCUUUUAGCUCAAAUAAAACUACCCUGUACAUUCAUUUAUAAUUUUACUUACUUUUGCCAUUGGUAAAAAAAAGUGUUCCAUGCCCCUCUGAGCACUCUUUAUGCUUGUCAAUCAAGCUAGCACUUAUUGUGUAUGCAUGAUGGGAAAUUUAUUGGACAUUAAUGACACUCAGUGGGAGACAGAACUUUUUGUUCUUUUUAAUACUUCUUUAUAUAUCUGCAGAGAACUUAUUAUACUGGAUAAAUAAUGUCUAAUUCUGCUUUGUAUGCCUAAUUGUAUCAUCCAGUAAAGCAAGGUCACAAAUGUGAUUAUGAAAUUGUA
Messenger RNA from Bombina bombina (fire-bellied toad), 2024 nucleotides. Its product is annotated as methanethiol oxidase. NCBI's taxonomy places the organism in Eukaryota, Metazoa, Chordata, Amphibia, Anura, Bombinatoridae. Gene Ontology annotation, molecular function: protein binding; selenium binding. The record is from RefSeq and is a predicted model, not a curated record. The transcript is spliced from 12 exons. The coding region runs from base 182 to 1600 and encodes 472 amino acids.